CAAGAGAGAAUGUCUGAAUAGGGAGAGAAAGUGAGAAACAAAACUAAACCGGACUUAAUAGGAAAACGAAUAAAGAAGAUGCGAAAACCGGUUAUGUAGAUAUGCCUAUAUAAACAGACCAAGACUAAUAAGCUUCACUGACACAACUGUUUCUCCCCAUCAGAUCCAUCAACGAAACACUUAGUUAUGGGUUUAUUUGUUCGUAGGGCGUGUGUGUGUAUCUUUGUAUUCGCUCUUGUCGCCGAAUUUGCCUUAGGACAUGUCGAGGUUAAGGACGACAAACACUUGUUUCACAAACCUCGUCCAUUCUUCCACAAGAAGGGUUUUAGAAAGGGUUUGGGAGGCGGAGGUGGUCUUGGAGGCGGUGGCGGUUUGGGCGGAGGAGGUGGUCUAGGCCACGGUGGAGGUCUGGGCGGAGGAGGUGGUCUAGGACACGGUGGCGGUCUAGGAGGCGGUGGUGGUCUAGGCGGGGGUGGCGGUCUUGGUGGAGGUGGUGGAUUAGGAGGCGGUAGCGGUUUGGGCGGAGGAGGUGGUCUAGGCCACGGUGGCGGUCUAGGUGGAGGUGGUGGUCUAGGAGGCGGUGGUGGUCUAGGUGGUGGUGGUGGUUUGGGCGGAGGAGCUGGAGGAGGAUGGGGUGGUGCUGGAGGAGGACUUGGGGGCGGUGGUGGUGCUGGAGGAGGAGGAGGAUUUGGUGGCGGAGGGGGAUUUGGUGGCGGAGGAGGCUUCGGCGGUGGCGCAGGUGGUGGAGGAGGAUUUGGAGGCGGUUACGGUGGCGGUGGCCAUCACUAAUGAGUGAUGAGGCUCAUGCUCAUGCUCAUGCAUUCGUACGUUGUUAUUAUUUAAUUAAAUGAAACAUGAUAAUUAAUUACAAUAAAAAUGAUAUAUAGCAAUCGUGAAUGUUUGUUUCUAUUAGUUGUCACUUGUAUUGUAAUGCUAUUUUCAUGUUAUGCUAUGGUUGGUUUCAAGUUUCAACUUUCAAUUUUGGUUAAUAAAAUGGCUGCUUUACUUUUUGGCAGCAGUUUUUCUUUA
Raphanus sativus (radish) is the source of this 1029-nucleotide messenger RNA. RefSeq names its product glycine-rich protein 23. NCBI's taxonomy places the organism in Eukaryota, Viridiplantae, Streptophyta, Magnoliopsida, Brassicales, Brassicaceae. The record is from RefSeq and is a predicted model, not a curated record.